UACACGCAAACAUACACAGCAAAAGAAAAAGAAAAGGAAAAAAAAGACUAGUUAAGUUCACUUCACUAUUCCAGUCAAAAUCAAGUAGUUGUUUGAUUUCAUAUAUUAUCUCCUACACCAUUCUUCUUUUGCUUCUUCUUCUUUUGAUUCAACAGUGAGAAUUAGAGAGACAUGGGAAGAGUGAAACUGAACCAGUGAGUGAGAGUGGGGAGAGUGUAAUGAGAAGAAAAUGGAGGGAGCAAUGGAAGAAUUAGAAAGAAGAAGUAGAUUUCUUAGUAGUCUGAUACAAAAGAAAAAAGCUGAUGAAGUAGAAGUAGAAGAAGAACAUCAUGAUGAUGAUAAACAACAACAACAACCACAACAUGACCCAAGUCUGAAUAUCAAAGUUAGAGCUGCUGAUAUGCCUAUUGAUCUUCAAAAUCAAGCUUUCCGUUGUGCAAAAGAUUGUCUUGAUUCCAUGCCUAACAAAAAACUUGACAGUAAACGCUUAGCUCUUGCCCUCAAAAAGGAAUUCGACUCAUCAUAUGGUCCAGCUUGGCAUUGCAUUGUAGGAACAAGCUUCGGUUCAUACGUCACACAUUCUCUAGGAGGUUUCAUAUAUUUUUCAAUCUCCAAGGUUUACGUCCUUCUUUUCAGGACCGCUGUUGAACCUUUAGAGAAAUGAGCAACCGCCGUGAACAUAAACGUUUAUGCUGAUCUAUCAGAUCAAUUUCUACUUGAGUGCUUAUGUUAUGGUGUGAAAUUGAAUACAUGAUAUAAAUUUUGGAAAAAAAAAGUUCAAUGGAAAUGUAGCACUAAAUAUCAUUUACAUCUGUUUUAUGCAACUGUUGGUUGAAA
Molecule: messenger RNA, 837 nt
Organism: Papaver somniferum (opium poppy)
Lineage: Eukaryota; Viridiplantae; Streptophyta; Magnoliopsida; Ranunculales; Papaveraceae
Product: dynein light chain LC6, flagellar outer arm-like
Exons: 2
Coding region: 230-664 (144 amino acids)
Biological process (GO): microtubule-based process
Cellular component (GO): dynein complex
Molecular function (GO): dynein light intermediate chain binding; dynein intermediate chain binding
Source: RefSeq, a predicted model, not a curated record